Apis mellifera (honey bee) is the source of this 567-nucleotide messenger RNA. RefSeq lists its product as uncharacterized. The coding region runs from base 25 to 537 and encodes 170 amino acids. The record is from RefSeq and is a predicted model, not a curated record. Lineage: Eukaryota; Metazoa; Arthropoda; Insecta; Hymenoptera; Apidae. The transcript has 2 exons.
UUCACCCCUUGAAAACAAAUAUCAAUGAAAUUAAACCAAUCUCGCAAAAUUCACGAAACGAUAAAAAUUUCAAAAAAAAAUCAAGUCAUAAAGGCUAUCCUCGAGAGAGAAAAGAUCACUCGACGAAUGACAGCGCACUUGAUACCAAGAGCAAUAUCGCAUAUAAGCUUUCGGGAAAGUUUGUUCAAUUUACACGAUGGAAGGCUAAGCCCAACCUUGCCCAGUGCAUCUUCCCGAUCACCAUCCAUAACGCGACUUAGAACGUCAAGUGUCGUAACAUUGACCGAGGGAGCAAAAAUCCCGAUACCUCAUCGUAUAGUAAUGGCGAAGAAGGAGGUGGAGGAAUUGAGAAAGAAAUUGGAUAUUUUGCAAAUGUACGUGAGAAAGAGGAAAAUGGACUUGAAGGCUCAAAUAGACGAGAUCGAAAUACGGAUCAAUGAGAUCCAAGAGGCGAAGGAGGAUUUCGAAGUGGAAGUUGUUACGGAAGGCGUGGAUCGAUUGACAGGCAAGAUACCUGCCGAACGAUUGAUCAGGUGAUUGCGCGUGUGAUCGGAACGCGUUGCGACG